AAUUUAAAUGAUAAUGUUCGUAAUCGUAUGAUUCAUAACCCUGCAUGGCACAUGUGCAGCACUAGUAUAGCAAACAGUUAAAUCCCACUGACGUCCCAUUCGACGCCGUCAGGUCAACAGUUCCUUUUCAAGCGUUGAAUGCACGCCACAUCUCAGUAAUCUCCCACACGCUUUUCCAAUUCUACCCUGCCCCUACCGCGUUAUUACCACUCCUAACCCUCAUUAAUAAAAUCCCUAAUUUUCUUGAUCCCCAAACAUCUCCGUCUCCUCUUUCACUGGUCAUUUUUCCCACAUUAUUCAAAAAUUUCUCAGAUCUAAAAUCGGAUUCAUUCAUCUCUUGCUUCUCUUCUGCAAUCUGAGAAAAAGAUUAAUUACGUUCCAUGUCUUCCACAUUUUGGUGUCACAGAUGCAACCGCUUCCUUAGGGUUUGGAACCCGGACUCCAUCGAUUGCCCCGAUUGCAACUCCGGAUUCGUCGAAGAGGUCGAGACUCCGACGCCAUCUCCAUUUACCGAUUCCAGACAACGCCGAUUCCCCGCCGCCGCCAUGUACAUGAUGCGGGCACCCGAUCCAUGCCCUAUUUCAGGGACGGGCUCCGUAUCGAGCCCUAGGCUGCGAAGGAGCCGUAGAAAUGGAGGCGACCGGUCGCCGUUUAAUCCUGUUAUCCUUCUCCGUGGGCCCAACGAUGGUGGACUUGGAGGCGGAGGCGGAGGCGGAGGUGGAGGUGGAGGUGGAGGCAGAGCCGCCGGUGGGGGAGGAUUUGAGUUGUAUUAUGACGACGGAGAGGGAUCGGGCCUGAGGCCGUUACCGGCGACUAUGUCGGAGUUUUUGCUCUGGUCGGGUUUCGAUAGGCUGGUGGAUCAGCUAUCACAAAUUGAGGCGAACGGGAUCGGGAGAAUCGAGAGCAAUCCGCCUGCAUCGAAAGCCGCAAUCGAGUCUAUGCCGACAGUGGCGAUAAUCGAUGGCCACAUAGCGGUUGAAUCACACUGCGCUGUCUGCAAGGAGGCGUUCGAGCUGGGGAGCGAGGCGCGCGAGAUGCCCUGCAAUCAUCUGUACCAUCAGGAUUGCAUUCUGCCGUGGCUCUCGUUGAGGAAUUCUUGCCCCGUGUGUAGGCACGAGUUGACCACUGAUAACGAGAAUGGUGGCGGGGAUGAGAAUGGACGAGGGAAUGAGGCGGGAGGCGAGGAUGAGACGGUGGGAAUGACGAUAUGGAGGUUGCCAGGCGGUGGUUUUGCGGUGGGGAGGUUUUCGGGAGGGGGGAGAAGCGGCGAGAGAGAGCUGCCGGUUGUGUACACGGAGAUGGAUGGCGGAUUCAAUAACAAUGGGGCGCCGAGAAGGGUUUCGUGGGGCUCUAGGGGCAGCGUUUCGAGGAAUAGGGGAGGGUUGAGGAGAUUGUUUACUGGCUUCUUGUCUUGCUUUGGGAGAAGUGGAUCUUCCACGUCUGCUUCUAGAAUUAGUCGGAGGAGUGGUUCGCUAUCAUCGUUUUUUAGCUCCACACCAAGACGAGAUAGAGCUUUGAGUUUCGAGGAAAAUAACAGAAGAUGGUGAUUCUUGAUCUUAACGUAGUUGAUUGUGGCUAUAAAUAGUUGGGGAAGGAAAUUAUAGGCGACAAGGAUGGUUUCUAUCGGGUUAAAUUGAAUAAUGGCUUUAAUGGAAAAAAUGUGUGAGAGCUCUAUAGUCUAUAGCAAUAAUGAUGAUGGUGAUUGUGAUGAUGAAAAUGAGUUCUUGAGAGGAAGAGGUUGGGCUGUGAAAUGUGUACGGUAGAUAUUGCCACUAACUUGUAGAAUUGCUCACUGUCACAUUUUUUUACCUUUUUUCUUCUUCAAGAAUUGUGUUGAUCCAGUUUCUUGAAUGGUUUUGUAACUUGUAUACUCUUGAUUUAUUUCCCUUGUGCUUAGUAAUUGAUUUCGUUAACAUUUUUGUUUUU
Salvia miltiorrhiza (redroot sage) is the source of this 1926-nucleotide messenger RNA. Its product is annotated as E3 ubiquitin-protein ligase RDUF1-like. Bases 381 to 1547 code for a protein of 388 amino acids. The transcript has a single exon. NCBI's taxonomy places the organism in Eukaryota, Viridiplantae, Streptophyta, Magnoliopsida, Lamiales, Lamiaceae. Gene Ontology annotation, biological process: protein ubiquitination. Gene Ontology annotation, molecular function: ubiquitin protein ligase activity. Gene Ontology annotation, cellular component: cytoplasm. The record is from RefSeq and is a predicted model, not a curated record.